This is a messenger RNA of Alternaria rosae, 1830 nucleotides long. RefSeq names its product MFS multidrug transporter. The transcript is spliced from 3 exons. The record is from RefSeq and is a predicted model, not a curated record. Gene Ontology annotation, molecular function: transmembrane transporter activity. Gene Ontology annotation, biological process: transmembrane transport. Bases 252 to 1682 code for a protein of 476 amino acids. Lineage: Eukaryota; Fungi; Ascomycota; Dothideomycetes; Pleosporales; Pleosporaceae.
CUUCCGUAUCCUUCACGCUGUAAACGCUACGCCUGUCUUCUUUGGGCGAUGACUGUGCCUCUUCCUUUGUUCUGGUCGUUGUUGUGCGACAAUAGGCACCCGUUACGAUGACGUGCGAUGUCUGUGCGCGAAAUCGCACGUUCACCGUGCCCCCCAACACUGAGGUUCGUUUGCGUUGCAUCUUUUUAUUUUGUCCUUCCAAACUGUGACGAAGAUGCCCAGCGCACAUCGUCUCGCUCACUCUCAUCGUUAUGGAGUCUAAACCACCUCUACCUAUCUCAGCGGACUCGUAUGUCUCGACUCACAGCACUGCCCUUGAAAUAGCUAGUUCACAGGCUUUGGUCGGCGAUGAAAACCCGCUCAACUGGUCGGCAAUGCGCAAAUGGCCCUUGUCCAUCAUCGUGAUUAUGAUGUCAGCAACGAUGGGCUACUACUCCGGUGUGCAUGCUGCCUCUAUCCAGGCGGUCGCAGAUUUCUACGGAUGUUCGGUACUCGCGUCCACGUCUGCAGUGUCAUUCUUUCUGCUCGGAUUUGCCAUUGGACCUCUUUUCUUCGCACCGUUGUCUGAAAUGCUGGGAAGGAAUCCGAUUCUUAGAGUCGCGUUUGGACUCUUUGUUAUAUCCAAUAUCGGAGAUGCGCUAGCGCCUAACAUCGAGACACUGUUGUUCUUCCGCUUCCUGGGGGGCCUCUUGGGAGCGCCGACAGUCACUAACACGGCAGGGUCCCUCACUGACAUGUGGGCUCCUCACGAACGAGCUGUUCCACUUGCUCUGUUCACCGCAGCAAGUUUCCUGGGUUUCGUCAUCGGUCCAAUCUGCGGCGGACCGAUAACGCAGUACGCGUCGUGGCAAUGGGGCUAUUGGACUUCCAUGAUCCUCGGCGGCAUAACCUACAUCUGCGCCCUCCUUUUUCUCCCAGAAACAUACGCCCCACAACUGGUCCGCGCGAAGCAAAUCAAAGCUGGUAGCGACCUCUCCAACGUUGACUGGAAGAAACGCGCGCGCGAUAACCUGGUUCGUCCAUGGGUUAUGCUCUUCACCGAGCCCAUCGUUUGGGCCUUGUCAACGUACAUGGCAUUCCUAUACGGGAUCAUGUGUCUCGUACUCGUCGCCUAUCCCAUCGUCUACAAAGAAUAUCGAGGCUGGUCAACUGCCAAGAUGAGCAUUGGAUACACAGGGCUGGCAGUGGGAAUGGCUCUUCCAACAAUCCUAUCGCCUCUGCUGAACCGCGCUCAUACACAUUUUGUACGCAAACUCGGUCCGCAGCCCGAAGCACGCUUUCCACUUCAGAUAGCCUUCACGUGGCUCACGCCCAUCGGCCUUUUCUGGUUUGCGUGGACAGCGACAGCGCCUAUACCGGCUGUUGUGCCCAUCUUGGCUGGGGUUCCGCUUGGUAUCGGUCUUCUGACGGCUUUUCUGGAUAUCGCAGCGUACCUUACUGAUUGUUAUGGUAUAUACGGGGCAAGUGCCCUUGCUGCAAAUGGACUUCUGUGUCGACUCUUUGGCGCAGCAUUUCCGCUCUUCUCGAAACGGUUGUAUGAGAGCUUGGGUGUGCCGUGGGGAACUAGUCUGUUGGCUUUCGUCGCCACGGCUAUGGCGCCUAUCCCGUGGAUCUUCUAUCGCUAUGGGCCGGCGAUCAGAAAGAAGAGCGCAUACCAUCAAGCCGCAAUGGGUCGUAUAUAGAAUGCGAUACGCGUUUCGUUGUGUUACAUUUUGGAGACUGGAGAAGCAUUGCGACCAAAACGUUUGAGGAUCCUAUGGCUUUUCUAUGUUGCCUGUAUCGUAGUCACUGAUUGAACAAUGCGAAUGAACUGAGAACUGAUGAACGCGA